CUUACUUAGGCUUACUUAGACUUAGGUCCUCCAGCGCCGUUCGGCGAUUUGGGCGGCAAGCUGUCUCCAUAAAGUCAAUAAAGAUGUCAUUGUCAUUGCCAAUGUCUGAAGCCUUCUCCCACCUUGUGUACACUGUUCUGAAUCUGCGUCCGAGGUCCUUCUGCUUCUGGUACUGUAGUGUCUGGCUCCAUGAACUGAAACGACUGAUGAUGGUAAAGUUAAAAGUAAAGUUGUAAAGGCACCGUUACCGUAAAGCCAAAGACUAACUGAGCUGAAUAGCCAUUAUUGGAAUUGUACAGCCACACAAUUAUAAUGAUACCGGUACUAUGACAAAAUUGGAUUUAUAAGCUGACAAAUGUCAUUCGAAAAUUGUUUAAAAGUUUAAGCAUAUAUUGCUUUUAGAAACUCUUAUCAUGGAUGACAUAAGGCAUGACUUUACUAAUGAACUUAAAACUAUCCUAAAAAGUGAGGAGAUAGAUUGGUCAUUAGAAUCAGAGAUGACAGACGACAGUUCAAUGUAUGAAACUUCUAAAUUAAGUUUAGAAGAACAGACACAGAAAUCUGGAGAACAAAUUCAUUCAAUGCCAAUGAUAGAUGAGUUAAAACAAGACUUUACCAAUGAUCUCUGCAAUGUUAUGAAAAAUGAGAAGACAGAAUUGUCUUUCCUUAAAGAGACAUCUGGAUUCAGCUUCAUUGGUCAAACCUGGGAAUCAAUUUUAUCAGAGCAAAAAAUAAAUCCAAAUCAAGAUAUGGCUUCAAACCAAGAUAAACCUAGAAACUCUCCUAACAAAGAUGUGCAUGCUGGAAACCUGGAAGAUGAAGAACAAAAUAGUUCAAAUGUAAAUAGAACGCUCCAGCUGGUUUCUGCUGAAAAACCAUUCUCUACUUCAUCAAUCUCUAAGAACCAUGAAUUAAAGCAUUGCUUUAGAAAAACAUUUAAGUGUGACUUAUGUCAAAAACAAAUGUUUUAUAAAUGUAAUUUGAAAGACCACCUGGCACUUCAUUGUGGAAUUAAAUUAUUCGAAUGUCAUAUUUGUCACAAAAGAUUUAGUUCUGCCACUAGUUUAAAGAACCAUGAGAUGAUUCAUUCUGGAAAAAAGCCAUUUCAGUGUCAAAUUUGUCAAAAAAAAUUCUUUGCCUCCUCUGCUUUAAAAAGACAUGAGAUGAUUCAUUCUGGUAAAAAGCCAUUUAAAUGUCAAAUUUGUGAAAAAGAAUUUACCCAAUCCUCAAAUUUAAAGCAGCAUAAAAAUAUUCAUUUUGGUAAAAAGCAAUUUAAAUGUCAAAUUUGUCAAAAUGAAUUCUCUACCUCUUCAACUUUAAAAAGUCAUGAGAUGAUUCAUUUUAGUAAAAAGCAAUUUAAAUGUCAAAUUUGUCAAAAAGAAUUCUCUACCUCUUCAUAUUUAAAAAUGCAUGAGAUGAUUCAUUCUGGUAAAAAGCAAUUUAAAUGUCAAAUUUGUCAAAAAGAAUUCUCUACCUCCUCAUAUUUAAAAAUGCAUGAGAUGAUUCAUUCUGGUAAAAAGCAAUUUAAAUGUCAAAUUUGUCAAAAAGAAUUCUCUAGCUCCUCAUAUUUAAAAAUGCAUGAGAUGAUUCAUUCUGGUAAAAAGCAAUUUAAAUGUCAAAUUUGUCUAAAAGAAUUCUCUACCUCUUCAACUUUAAAAAGUCAUGAGAUGAUUCAUUCUGGUAAAAAGCCAUUUAAAUGUCAAAUUUGUCAAAAAGAAUUCUCUAUCUCCUCAAAGUUAAAAAAGCAUGAGAUGAUUCAUAGUUCUAAAAAGCCAUUUAAAUGUCAAAUUUGUGAAAAAGAAUUUACCCAAUCCUCAUAUUUAAAGCAGCAUGAAAAUAUUCAUUCUGGUAAAAAGAAAUUUAAAUGUCAAAUUUGUCUAAAAGAAUUCUCUACCUCCUCAUAUUUAAAAAUGCAUGAGAGGAUUCAUUCUGGUAAAAAGCCAUUUAAAUGUCAAAUUUGUCGAAAAAAAUUCAUUUACUCCUCAUAUUUAAAAAAGCAUGAAAUGAUUCAUAGUGCUAAAAAGCCAUUUAAAUGUCAAAUUUGUAAAAAAAAAUUUAGCCAAUCCUCUAAUUUAAAUGAGCAUGAAAAUAUUCAUUCUGGUAAAAAGCCAUUUAAAUGUCAAAUUUGUCUAAAAGAAUUAAAGGGAUCCACAAAUUUAAAUCAGAACGAGAUGAUUCAUUAUGGUGAAAAGCCAUUUCAAUGUCAAAUUUGUCAAAAUAAAUUCACUACAUCAUCAGCUUUAAAACAUCAUGAGAUUAUUCAUACUUGUAAAAAGCAAUUUCAAUGUCUAAUUCUGAAAAGUAAAAGCGGUUGGUAUUUGUGCCUUCCACAUGAAACCCUCGUUAACUGUGGGCCACAGAAACAGAUGCCCUUAACAUCAUCUGCCCUAUAGAUCAUAAAUUCUGAAAGGGGAACUAACAAGCUAUUUAAAUGAUAGAUUCGUCUAAAAGAAUUCACUCAUUCCUCAAAUUUAAAACAGCAGAAGAUAAUUCAUUCAUUCUGGUGAAAAGCCAUUUGAAUGUAAAAUGUAAAAAAAAUCAAUUUAAAAACAUCACCAGAUGAUUCAUUUGAUCAAAAAGUUAAAUUUGUGAAAAAACAAUUCAUACAGUUCUCUAAUUUAAGAAAACAUGAGGCUUCAUUUUGGUAAAAAGCAAGUUACAUGAAAUUUUUCUCAAAAGAAACUCAUUCAGAGGAUUUACAUAUUUAUACUCAUAAAAUGGCGAUUCUUUAGCAGAUAAGGCGUUUUGUGUACUUAAGUUCGCAAAUACAAUUCUCAUUGUCACAGGGCAGAAACAUUUUCAGUGUGGGCAGGUUAAAGACAAAGUUUUUAUUGUCAGUUAAUAUCAAUAGCAUGAAAGAUUGAGCAACAGCUGCUAACAACACAUAGGAAGGGGACAUCCUGGAGUGCUUUUGGGAGGAAUUUUCAUAUCAGCUUGAUGCUGUCCUGGUGGUGGUGGUGGUGGUGGUCACAUUGAGCAUCUUGGACUAAAAACUUGAAGUUAUUUGUAUCCUAUUAGGCAUAAUUUUUUUUAUUGUUAAAUAUAGCACAAUGGUUUUGGCAUAUUUCUUUUUGAAGCAUCAUGUGUGUAUAUAUACAGUUAAGGUGCAUUGCAUUUAUGGACAGGGGAACUAACAAUGGACUAUUUCAAUGCUUGAUUAGUCUAACAGAAUUCACUCAUUCCUCAAAAUUAAAACAGUACAAGAUAUUUAAUUCAUUCUGGUGAAAAGCCAUUUGAAAGUAAAAUGUAAAAACAAAAUCAGUUUUUAAACAGCACCAGAUGAUUCAUUAUGAUAAAAUGUCAUUAUUGAAUUUGUGAAAAAAAAUCAUACAGUUCUCUAAUUUAAGAAAACAUGAGGCUUCAUUUUAGUAAAAAGCCAGUUACAUGAAAUUUUUUUCAAAAGAAAUUCAUUCCUCAUUUUUUAAACAGCAUGAAAGGAUUACAUAUUUAUACUCAUAAAAUGGUGACUCUUUAGCAGAUAAGGCGUUUUGUGUACUUGAGUUUGCAAAUACAAUUCUCAUUGUCACAGGGCAGAAACAUUUUUGUUAGGGCAGGUUAAUGACAUAUUUUUUAUUGUCAGUAAAUAUCAAUAGCAUGAAAGAUUGAGCAACAGCUGCUAACAACACAUAGGAGGGGACAUCCUGGAGUGUUUUUGGGAGGAAUUUUCAUAUCAACUUGAUGCUGUCCUGGUGGUGGUGAGCAGCUUGGACCAAAAACUUGAAGUUAUUUAAGAAACUUGUGUCCUAUUAGGCAUAUUUUUUUGUAUUGUUAAAUAUAGGACAAUGGUUUUGGCAUAUUCUUUUUGAAGCAUCAUGUGUGUAUAUACACAGUUCAGGUGCAUUUAAUGUACAGCUUACUAGAUAUUUAUUCAUAUUCAUCCAGAAUGGAUUAUUAUUAUUUUUUUUUUAUAGAACUCAUGAUUCUAAGACUGAGUAUACCAAAAGUAUGCCUAUAGCUCAAAUAUUCAGAAUUUUCAUUUUUUUUUUCUAGUUUUAUCUUUUUUGGCCUUCAUAAUCCCAUGUUUUUUUAAGGGCAUUUCAAGAAUAACUAUUAGACUCCCAGAGAUGAAAGAUAGCACGCUCAACUUGGACUUAGGUCCUCCUGGGCCGUUUUAGCUUUCUCUACGAAGAUCUGUCACUGGCAACUUGAUGUUUAAGUUGUCUUAAAAUGUUUUCAUUUUACUUACUUGCUCUUGAUAGUGCAUUUGAUCAUUUUUAGCAUAUUUAAAAAAAAACAACACCCUAGACGCAUGUAAUGUUUGUUAAAAUGUGGGGUAUUUAUAUAUCUACAAGAAUAAGUUGUGAUAAAUAAUACUUUAUUUCAAUAUUUUGUACAUAUAAAUAACAUGCCAUGGUUUACUGUAAGACAAAAAUAAUAAGGCUUUUCUUCGGAUCUGAAGAUUAAUGAGGAAUGCAGUAUUUCCUGUGGCUACGCAGUCCCAGCUGUGACCUACAUAUUUUGCCAUUAUUGACGUAGAAUAAUGAAACAAAUAAUGUUAGUGAAAAAGACAUUUAAUUCAUAGUUUUACUUAGAUAAAUCCAGUUAGCUCAAUAAUUAGCUCUAUGAUUUAUUUCAAAUAUUGAGACUCUAUUUUAUGCUAAUUUUAUAAACUGAAAAUCAGAACUCUAUAAGAGCAGAAAAUGUUAAAACCAAGCUUCUGUAUAAUAGUGUACGCAAUGAAAUCAAAUCUUUUAAAAUAAAGAUGUAAAUACUUGAUGAGUAUGUUUUGUUUGUUGAUGCAUGAAAUGAAGUAAUUAUGAUAGUAAAAUAUAUGAUGAAUAUGUUUUAAUCUCCCAUUGAGCGCCUCCCCAGGUGGCGGAUAGAGGAAUGCCCUCCAGAUAUGUUGGGUACCGGGGAAAUAAAAUACCCGGGGUGGACCAAAAUGAAACCUGCUGCCUUGCAGCUUGGGCUUAGAGCGUGGAGACGAAAGGCCCAUGAGAGAUCUGAAUGGAAGGAUGUGUUGAAGCAGGUCAGAGCCCUUCAUGGGCUGUAGCGCCACUGGAAUGGAUGGACAGAUGUUUUGAAUGUCAUUUAAUGUUGAUUACACUUGACUUUCUUUGAAACACUUUGAAAUGGAGUAUAAUGGUGAUAAUAGUCCAAGAAUAUAGAGGGCAUAAUUGAAUAUUGAUAAUACAAAAUGUUUUUUUUCAAUUUAGAAUGGAAUACAUAUGUCCGUUUUUUUUUUUACUUUGUACUUAAUGAACAUAAAGUCUUGAUUCAAUUGAAUAAUGUUACAGGUCUUACAAAUGGAAGUAGCUUCGAAUUUUUCAUUCUUUUCAAAUAAAUUCAUACCUGUACAUUUUUUUUAAAGAAAUUAAUGUAUUCUUAUGAUAUGAUAAUUAUAUAUCACAGUUAAAAAAUUAUUUUUUUUAUGUAAAUAAUUAUUGCUUAGGACAUAACAGGAACUAAACAUCAUAUGUUGAUAAAUACUAAGUAAUUUUUUUUAUUGUACUCAAAGUCAAUGAUUUGAACUCAAUUAAUGAUUAAAUGAUAGUUUUGUAAUAGAUCUUCAAUACAUAUUAAUUUUCAUAUGAUUGUUUUAACUGCAUAAUUUUGAAUGACAACAUCUUGCAAAAUUAUCAUACAUAAAAUGUAAAUUAUACAAGGUUAAAUGAGGAUACCACUCUGAUUGAAUGUUUGUUAGUUAGUGAGUCAUCCUCUUGUCUAAUUAAAUAUGUUAAAAAAAAAAGGGUCCUUAGAUAUGAGUAGGGAAUCUUGUGCUUGGUAAUAAUAAUAAAAAAAGGUAUUAUGGGAUAGAGAGAGAGUGGGUUGAUGUCAGCAACUUUGCAAUACAUAUAGAGUUUUCUUGUGUGUAGUGUAGCAAGAUACAUUAAUAAUUCAAGUGUCAUCUAUGAAUUACAUAAAAGUAUAUUGUGAUUAUUAUAUUUGAGUGGGCCCUAGGCUAUAGCUUGUGUUGCUUAUAGGACUCCUUAGGUGGAAAAAUCACCAAGAAGAUUCUUAUUUUUAUAUUCUUAUUUUCAUAAUUAUAAAAAGAUUCAAACUGAAAGUACCAGGUAGAUAUACUUACCAGUAGGUAGAAAUACAAGUGAUAUGAUAAUUUAAAUAAGUGAUAUAUAACUAACUAAAAAUGCAUGUCUUUUCUUGUCUUUUUUUAAUUAUUAUAAUAUUCAAAUUGAAAGUACCUGUAUGUAGAAAUACAAGUGAUAUGAUUAUUUAAAUAAGUGAUAUAUAACUAACUAAAAAUGCAUGUCUUUUCUGUCUUUUUUUAAUUAUUAUAAUAUUCAAAUUGAAAGUACCAGUAUGUAGAAACACAAGUGAUAUGAUAAUUUAAAUAAGAUAUAAGGUACAAAAAAUGCAUGACUUUACUGUCUUAUUUCUAUAAUUAUAAUAUUCAAAUUGAAAGUACCAGUAUGUAGAAACACAAGUGAUAUGAUAAUUUAAAUAAGGGAUAUACUUUACUAAAAUUGGUUACAUAUAAUUAUAAUAUUCAAAUUGAAAGUACCUGUAUGUAGAAACACAAGUGAUAUGAUAAUUUAAAUAAGGGAUAUACUUUACUAAAAUUGGUUACAUAUAAUUAUAAUAUUCAAAUUGAAAGUACCUGUAUGUAGAAACACAAGUGAUAUGAUAAUUUAAAUAACGUGACCGGUCAUUUCAUCCCCCGUCAUUUCAUCCCCUGGUUGCUGUAUCCCCCGGUCAUUUCAUCCCCUGGUCAUUUCAUCCUGAAUUAAAUAUUUUUUUCAUUGUUAAAUGUGCUGUUGAGGCUUUGACUUUAAGUCCUCAUUUCAUCUAAUAUAUAAAUAUGAUUAUGUAGAAUGCUUUUUGAUAUUUUUUGACAUGUUACUAACGCGUUUAUAUUGUUUCCUCUUCCACUUUGCAUUCUUGAUGAGAAAUCUUAUAUAAUAUAUUGUAAGUAUGGGUGUGUACUUAGCUAUUGCGCUUCUUUUGGAUGUGGGGGAUGUUAUAUUAUAAUAUUAUCCUGUGCAUGACGUAGUGAUCAAAGGCCAAGUUUCGGUAGAAAUGUGAAAAUCAUUUGAGAGAUAGACGUGCCAUUAGAAUAAUUAUGACCAUGCCGCUGAUAACUUAUCAUCAAAGGCCAAGGGGUGUUGGAAGUACAACCCUGUUUCACUUUAUUAUUUUUUUUAAAUCGCUCUUUUUUUAAAAUGGGCGCGUCAUUUUUAGCCUUAAAAAAAAUUUUUUUUUUUUUUCUAAUAAAGGCUGACUCCACCCAUAACACUUUUUUUUUUACAUUACCUCUGUAUUUAUACAUGUUAAAUUUUUAUAGUUUUUAAUGGCAUUUAAUUUUAUUGUUAUCUAAUGUGUUACACUUUUGGCAUUUAAGCUAAAUAAAAAAUGAAUAUAUUAAA
This is a messenger RNA of Biomphalaria glabrata, 7325 nucleotides long. RefSeq names its product zinc finger protein 345-like. Gene Ontology annotation, cellular component: nucleus. Bases 414 to 2393 code for a protein of 659 amino acids. The transcript has 4 exons. The record is from RefSeq and is a predicted model, not a curated record. Lineage: Eukaryota; Metazoa; Mollusca; Gastropoda; Planorbidae.